GGGUCUAAUCGAUAAACAAGUGAAGGAAUGCUGGAAGAAAUUUUUUCUACAUAGAUAUCAUAGUUAUAAAAAAAUACAUAGUUUUGUAAAUAAAUAGUUAAAUAUAUUAAAAAUAUAAAGGCGAGGUAUCUGUUUAAAGUUAAAUACAAAAAAAUGGCAUGCUGUUCGGUACCGCGGACGCAUUAUCUGUUAAUUUGUUUCUUUCUAUUGUAUCCAAACGGUGCCAAUUUUGUACCAGGAGAAAAAAUCAAUUACAAUCUUGUACAUUCCUGGGCUGAUAAAUUAGGCAUGGAGCUGUUCCAUUUGGGUGACUUCAUUACCAGGCGAAAGGAAGUUCAAGAGAGUUUCAAAGAAGCACAAGUGGUGUCGCGUUCUGGAGCCAAAAUUGUUGAAAACAUGGCGCACGAUGUCAAAAUGAUGAUGGAUUUAAAAAUAAGCGCAGUACGGCGUAUUAUGGAUACGGCGGAGAAUACCGCGCUCUCACAUCAAAACGAAAAGGAGGAUCAGUUUUUUUCCUAUUACAAUGCCAAAGAUAUGAGAGAACCCGAUGAUCCUAUACCAACACCAGCACCUCGGGAGCUGGAUGAUAUGGGCGAACCACAUAUUUUUGUACCGCCCAAAGAGAUUGUUCUAACACCGAAAGCUGAAUUUUUUAAUACGCCAGUCAAUCUGAGCGUCAGUUCAGUGCACGUGCCCUUGAAUGUUUUCGAUCGAGCCAAGGAUGUCAUCAAAUCCAUUCAGUGGUCGGAGAAUUUAGAUCAAAUAUUUCGUGAUAAUUACAAAAACGAUCCAACAUUGUCGUGGCAAUUCUAUGGCAGCUCGACCGGUUUCAUGCGCCAAUUCCCGGCGGCCAAGUGGAAAGCCAAACCAGUCGACUUGUAUGAUUGCCGACUGCGUUCAUGGUAUAUGGAGGCAGCGACAAGUCCCAAGGACAUCAUCAUACUAUUGGACAGUUCUGGCUCUAUGAAGGGACAGAGGCUAGAUAUCGCAAAGAAGGUUGUAAAUACAAUACUUGAUACGUUGGGUACCAAUGACUUUGUGAACAUCUUCACCUUUGGAAAAACAGUAGAGCCGGCCGUCAAAUGUUUUGAGGAUACACUAGUUCAAGCGAAUCUUGGCAAUAUUCGGGAGCUCAUGGAAGGUGUUGACUCAGUAAAAAUUGCCAACAUUGCCAACUUCACUGCUGCAUUGACGAAAGCUUUUGAAGUUUUGGAACAAUUUCGUACGGAAAAUCGCGGCGCGCAAUGCAAUCAAGCCAUUAUGAUUGUUAGUGAUGGCGCUCCAUUUACCUAUGAGGAUGUAUUCGAACAAUUCAAUUGGCGUGAUCUACCAUUUAAACCCGUACGUGUUUUUACCUAUCUAAUUGGCAAGGAAGUAGCCGAUGUUAAGGAUAUCAAAUGGAUGGCUUGUGCCAAUCAAGGCUAUUAUGUCCAUUUGAGUGAUAUGGCCGAAGUCCGUGAAAUGGUACUCAAUUACAUACCGGUAAUGGCGAGACCUCUGGUUCUAGGUAAACAUGAUCACCCUGUUGUGUGGACGCAGGUGUAUGCUGAUGUUAUUGACCCAAAACUAUCCGAUUGGCUGUGGGAAAUGAAGCAAUGCGAUGAUCAACGCGAAGAUGUUUUGGAAUUUCGGCGAGAGGGUUAUCGCAUGCUGGAACCUAACGAAGUACAUAGACGGAUCUAUCAUCGCAAUAAAGCGGCCUGGAAUCAACCACUCGAAUCGGACGUAUAUCAGUUUAUGACUACUGUCUCUAUGCCUGUUUAUGAUCGACGUAUGAAUGCGAAUAUCACCGAAGAGGUUUUAAUAAAUGAGGCGCUUUGGGAAUUACAAACUCGUGAGACCAAAAUUGCGAAUUUAUUGGGUGUUGCUGGCACGGAUGUACCUAUUAGAGAUAUUAAAAGAAUGCUGUCGCCAUUUUUGCUUGGUGUCAACGGCUAUGCAUUUAUUGUAACGAAUAACGGUUACAUAUUGUUCCAUCCAGAUUUUCGUCCAAUUUUCCAAGGCAAUAUCUUAAAGCCCGCUUACAACAGCGUGGAUAUGAUUGAAGUCGAAUUAUUAGACGAUGAUCGAGCACCAAGAGAUUUCAAUCCAGUACUACUAACGAUACGAGACUCGAUAAUAAAUCAAUCAACAGGUAGUAAAUGGAUGCUAGUAAAAAAUCAUUUCGACGAAAUGAAACGUGUCGCUCGUAUUAAACGGCAAUAUUAUUGGAGAGCGAUACCAAAUACACCAUUUACGCUUGUUAUCACAUAUCCUGAGCAGUAUGGUGUACAUCGUCUGUCCAUACGCGCCGAAAAUGAGAUACACCGCAUGAAUAUUAAAGGUGAUAACUUGUUAAACUACUUUGGUGGCAAACGUUGGAGGAUUCAUCCAACUUGGUUGUAUUGCAAGCACAACAAUAAAACAUUUGCAGCACCGGAAGAGGAGUUAGUCUGGUUUUUGAAUAAAAUGUCACAACCUGGUUGGAGGUGGCCACUAAGUAGAAGCGCAGUGCCGCCCGAACAUGCAGCGCUGUUGUUUUGUGAUCGUCAACUUAUGCAGUCACUUGUCUUCGAUGCGAGAGUUACCGAAUGGUUUUCGAAGAAUACAAGCUUUAAUUCAAAGGACGAUAAGGGCACAAGUGCUUCAAGCCCAAUCGCCGUUCUAAUGGGUUUGUUGCCAAGAAAUGAAUUCAAACAACGAUUUGGCAUUACUGUGGCAUUCUUGGCAACACAUAGUGGUCUUACAAGAUGGCAGGAGUUUCAUUCAAAUAUGGCUGAAGAAGCUGGCGCUGGCGAGGCAUUCAGCGAACAAAAUAAACGAGCUAUAGACGAGAUGUGGUACAAACGUGCGGUGGAUCAGCAUUUUGUGCAUGAAGACAGCUUCGUUUAUUCGGUGCCAUUUGAUGCGGGAGAUUUUGGAGAAGAAAUCACUGUAACUGCCAGCAAUGCUGUUUUCCACACAGAAGGCGGCAAAUCUGCACCAGCUGCCGUUGUAGGAUUUCAGUUCCACCAUUCCGCGCUGGAGAAACUGUUCCGUAAUAUCACUGGCAAUGGAUGUGCUGUUGAGGAACGUGAGUGCUACGUUAUAGAUAAUAAUGGCUUUAUUAUCAUCGCACCAUAUCGUCAAGAGACAGGCAAAUUCUUUGGCGAAAUGAAUGGCGGUAUUAUGUUACGCUUGGUGGAGGAGAAAGUCUUUAAGCGCGUCAUUGUAUAUGACUAUCAAGCGGUGUGCUUUGAAUCCGAUAGUGAUAUUAAUGCAUCGAAUAGCUUAUUAUCGCCUAUCUUUCACCUUUUACGUGCACUCAAAUGGCUGCUCCAUACAGUGUUGUGGUAUAUUGUGCAACUGACUAAUACGGCCAUUGCCGAAUUUAUGGAUCCCUAUAUUGAUGACGACAUGAAUGACUACCCGAGCAAUUCGAAAAGUACGGAUUGGUUACGCAUGGUGACGUUGCAUCGGACACAGCUCAAAUCGUGCGAUAUGCAACGCCACUUAUAUCUCAUGUACAAUGAGAAGGACAAUGUUGUUUACAAUAUGACAGCUCAUGCAUGUGAACGGCCAUUUGUUGUGCUGCCAAUACCGAAUAGUAAUCUGAUUUUAUUGGUAAUCGAUCAACGUUGUCCACGAGAUACAUCGAUACAAAUGACCGUGGAUCCAAUCAAAAUUCAAUAUCCACUGGAUACAAAUCAAACAUUUGCCUGCUAUAAGAAUGAUCGCGAAUUUUCAAGAGUGCGUCCAGUUAGUUGCAUAAAUAAGCAUAUAAAUGAAAGUUCAAUCGAAUUGUGUGGCGAUGCUGGCUGCAUUUUCAUCAACAUAUUUCUGCUCCUGCUCGGACUGGCAUUAUGUCAGUAUCUGUAACACUGGCACUUUUAAAUUUGAAAAUUAUUUUUGUAAAUUAACUUGAUUAGUUACUUAUUUUAACUUUCGCUUUAAGAAGUACAUAUGUAUAAAAUGAAACAAAAAAAUGCUACACAUAACUGAGUAUGUUAGUUAACUGUAGUGUAGCUAUGAAUAUAACAUUGUUGAACACUGAGCUUUAAUAACUAGAAGUUACUAGAAACACUCAAAAAGGGUUACAAACUGCACACAUUAGCAUGAAUACAAGAGGUUAAUCUGAAGUUAAUGCAAACCUCUCGGCGGGCGUCUAUUUAUUUCUCCUGCUUUAAGACUCUCGCUGCACCAUAAAUCCGGUGUCUAGUGAAUUUUAAGUUAAAAUUCCGUACCAAAUUUUUUGGCGUUCACACCAAUAUCCAUAUUUACAUAUAAAACUUAGUUAUAGCUGAAAAGCUACAUACGAAUGUAUCUCGUCUUAAAAUAUUUAUCGAGACGGAGGCAGCUUAGAGCCGACAGCUAAUAAAUACUUUGCGUAAAAGCAUAUUGAUAGUUUGCAGCUUACUUAUGGUGAUUUCGUUUCUUCCAAAAAAUUUUGCCCUUCCCCGGUGCAAAAUGUGUUUGUUGUUACACUCAACCUUGUAAAAAGGCAUGUUUUCGCCUUCUUGUCCUUGUCAAGCUCACGCAUUUCAUAACAUUGUCGUUUUAAACAACCAUCUGAUUUUCAGGCAAUCAUUUCCCCUGACAAAGGUUAACAGGGCAGGGAAUGUGCCUUUUUGCCUUACAAGAAUGUGACAUUUUAAGAAACGAACACACAAUUUUCUCACCAUUUGCAUUUAAUGUGGAAUCGAACACAAAAAGAAAAAGGGGCAAUCAAAAGGCAGAAUAUUUCAGUAGAAACCAAAUCGCCAUUAGUUUCCAUCAUUGUGAUGCCACCAAGGCUUAGACUUUUUUUUGUUGAGAAAUCAGUACAUCACGUUUUUUCAAUUGAU
This is a messenger RNA of Rhagoletis zephyria (snowberry fruit fly), 4802 nucleotides long. It is a transcript of the gene stj, whose product is annotated as voltage-dependent calcium channel subunit straightjacket. The record is from RefSeq and is a predicted model, not a curated record. Gene Ontology annotation, molecular function: voltage-gated calcium channel activity. Lineage: Eukaryota; Metazoa; Arthropoda; Insecta; Diptera; Tephritidae. Gene Ontology annotation, cellular component: voltage-gated calcium channel complex.